This is a messenger RNA of Macrobrachium nipponense, 14336 nucleotides long. RefSeq names its product histone acetyltransferase KAT6A-like. NCBI's taxonomy places the organism in Eukaryota, Metazoa, Arthropoda, Malacostraca, Decapoda, Palaemonidae. Gene Ontology annotation, cellular component: chromatin; MOZ/MORF histone acetyltransferase complex. Gene Ontology annotation, biological process: negative regulation of DNA-templated transcription; positive regulation of transcription by RNA polymerase II. The coding region runs from base 49 to 10518 and encodes 3489 amino acids. The transcript is spliced from 21 exons. Gene Ontology annotation, molecular function: DNA binding; transcription coregulator activity; histone acetyltransferase activity. The record is from RefSeq and is a predicted model, not a curated record.
GUCGUUAGCAACGCAAACUGUUCUCCUUAUCUCUCAAAUAUUUCCAUUAUGUCAGAACUCAGAAAACAGGAAAGUGUCGAUGAUACGAAGAGGAUUGUCCAUACUUAUCCUUUAUUACGGCACACUGACAUGUCGGACGAGAUGAAGGCGGAGACGAUGGAGCUCAUAGUGACGGCGUGUGAGAAGCACCAGACCAACAAUGAGAGAUGUGAUGUCACGCCACCUCACUGGAGAAAUGACAUAACAUGUGAGAUCACACCAGAAUGGGUCCUAAGAACAAGGACCAUGGAGGAGGAGGAGGAGGAGGAGGAGGGGGUGGUGGUGGUGGUGGAUGGUGGAGGUGGAGGCAGUGGUGGCAGUGGCAGCAAUGGUGGAGAAGAUGCCAGUCAAGUAUCUUUUGAAAUUUGGCGUCAGAGGAUACUGUCUGCAAUUGCAAAGAUAAGGUCGCAGAAACAGCGACCUAAUCUUGAGCGCAUUACUCAAGCCAUGAGGCAGUGGCCACCUGAUGUCGUCAUUACUAAUUUACAAGCACAGGUUGAUGCUGGUGCUGUUCUCUAUCUUGAAAAGAGGGGUAUAGAGUCAUAUGCUGACCCUAGGAACCCUCCUAUGCGCAUCGGACGAGUGAGCACCAGGGCACCCACUGCUAGUUCACGGGCAGCUGACUUGGUGGGAAAAGUGGUCCGGGCAGUUAGGGAGCUUAUGAGUGACAACUCAGAAGGUGCCACUAUUAAAGAGGUUCUUGGUAAAUUAGAUGGACAACUUGGAAACUGUGAGGAUAAAGGUAAUCUUGUUCGACAUGCUAUCAAGAGAGCCAUCCAGCGUGGAUUCUUGAAGCAAGAUGACCAGAACAAACUAUCCUUGGGUACAGAAGCCCCCAAGAAAAGGAGUUGUGGUCGUCCGUCUUUUAUCGAGAUGCCACAUGAACCUGCUCCUCCUCCCCCUACUGCUGUUUUACAGCAAAAUACAACUAUGCCUAUAUGUUGUGAGUGCCUGGGAACUGAAAAAAGUGUUGAGGGUGGUUUUGUACAUUGCCCUACAUGUGGUGCUUCGGUCCACCCAAAGUGUUUACGCCUUGACCCAGCAGCUUCAGUCAGAUUGCAAAAACACGGUUGGACAUGCGCUGACUGUAAGAGUUGCGUCGCCUGCCAGAAAACAGGGUCUGAGGUAUUGGGCAGCCUUAUAUUGUGCAGUACCUGUGACAGUGGUUAUCAUGCAAGCUGUGUUACACCCCAGUUGGAGCACCGGCCAACCAGUAGUUGGACUUGUCCAAAUUGUAUGAACAAUAGCAUCGGUAAUAGAAGUAAUACUGCGUCUCCAACUUGUAGUGUUCAUAGUGAAGGAGGCAUGAACCACACAAAUAGUAGUAAUAGAAAAGGACGAGGGAGGUCACGAAAAGGACCUGUCGAGUCUAGUAGAAAAAGGCUCUAUAGUUCUUCGUCGUCAAGUUCACGAUCAAGAUCAGCCUCCCGGAAGCAUAAACCUAGUGAGAGUGACCAGCAGAAAGAAGUGCCGAGUUCUUCCGAUGAAAGUGACGGUAUGCAUGGCCACCCUGGUUCUUCAAAGAAAAUCUCUAAUGAUAAGCUUUCCAGGGAGAAAGCUAAGUUUUUUAAAAGAAGUUUUGGGGACAAGGGGAAAAUGAGAUUAGCCAAGGGUACGAUACGGGUUGAAUCACAUACAAAUGCGGGUAGUUCGACAGGUAGUCGGAUGGGGACAAGUGAGAGUGCUUUGGGGGUACAAGGGAAGCGUGUAGAUGCUGCCAGUGACCUUAGUACUAGUGGGCCAGAUUCAACAACAGACACAAGUAGCAGUGAUGAAUCAGGGGCAGAUGUGACCAGUUGUAAAAAGGGUUUAAAUUUUAACCAUUCAGUUUUACAUCAUGGCCAGGAUACUAUAGACAACUCUGGGGACAAAUUACAGAAUAGAAAGUCUGAAUCCUUAAGUGAAGACUCUGGGAGUGGGACACCUCAUGAGGAACGUAGUUCAUCAUCAACCAAUUCCUCAAGUACUAUGUUAGCUUCAGGUCACCUCAGGGGACUGUUUGAUGGUCUCAGCCACCUUUAUACUCCGUACGAUUCCCGUAAGAGACCAUUUCAUGAGAGGCCAAAACAUAAAGGUCAUAAGAGAACCUCAUCAAGAGAAGGAGACUUGCCGCCAUUUGAGACAAAUAGUUUAGAGGGAGGUGAUGUAGUUUGCGAAGGUGGACAGGGCUUCAGAGAUGGCAGUGAGUGUAGUGGUGCCAUAAAUCGGUUAGGAGGGAACGUGGGAGUAUGGUCGCCGUGGGCACCCCACAAGUGGCCCAGCACUGGUGUAAAUGCUGGUGCUUGUGGCUCUGGUGCAGCUCCCUCAACUGCAGUGGUGGGAGCCAUUCCACUGGUAGCCAACACAAGUGGCAGUGGCAGCCAAGUUCAGGCAACGGAUGGACGUAAAUGGCGCAAGAUGAGGCCCGAGGGCUGCAGCAGCCACACUGGGGGUCAGGACACAGGGGUGAACGCUGACAAGUUGCUCUCCUCGUCUACAGUGGAGUCCAAGAGCGUAACAGAGAAAAAGAUCCAGAGGAUGGUUCGACCCCCAGGAGUUACUGAGAGGGACAUGGAGAUGUUCAAGAAGGCCCAGGAACAAGCAUCAUUGGAAAUGGACAAGAAUCGAACAACUGUGCAAGAAAGAGAUCCAUUUAAUAUGUCAAGAUGUCCAGCUAGUAUAGACUUCGGACAAUAUGAUAUACAAACUUGGUAUUCUGCUCCAUAUCCUCAAGAGUAUGCACGGUUAACUAAGUUGUUCCUGUGUGAGUUUUGUCUCAAGUACAUGAAAAGUGUGUCUAUGUUAGGGAGACACUUGCAGAAAUGUCUUUGGCGAACUCCACCAGGGACCGAAAUAUACAGAAAAGACGGACUUUCUGUCUUUGAGGUUGAUGGCAAUGUCAGUAAAAUUUAUUGCCAGAAUUUGUGUCUCCUGGCAAAGUUAUUUCUGGAUCACAAAACAUUGUACUAUGAUGUUGAACCUUUCCUCUUCUACGUUUUGACGAGAAAUGAUGGAAAGGGAUGCCAUCUCGUCGGUUAUUUUAGCAAAGAAAAGUUAUCAGCUCUCAAAUACAAUGUUUCAUGUAUCAUGACCAUGCCUCAAUAUCAGAGACAGGGAUAUGGAAGAUUUCUUAUAGACUUUAGUUAUUUGUUAUCAAAACGAGAAGGACAGCCAGGAACUCCAGAAAAACCCCUUUCAGAUCUUGGGCGAGUCUCUUACACUGCCUAUUGGAAAUCAGUUGUUUUAGAAUACCUGUAUCAUGUGCGAGAGAGCAACACUUUUAGUUUACAAGAUAUAGUGAAAGAGAAAGCCAUGUAUCCAUCAGAUGUUGCAUAUACACUGAGUAUCAUGAAUUUUAUUAAGAGGGAUGUCAAUGGACAGAUUGUCGUCAGUAUAGACUGGGGGAUGGUCGAAGACCACUAUCAAAAGCAGCAGAAUAACCCUCGUCGAUUGAGACUUGAUCCUGAUGCACUUCGUUGGUCUCCGCUUGUAUCUGGGCACAACACUUCUUCAUCACACAUUGAUUCAGAUGAGGAGAAAGAUGAAAUAAGGAGAGUUUCAACUCAAGGGAAAACAGAAACGACUCGUUUGGAGAGAACAGGAAUCUUAGGGAUGCACAAUGGUGCUGCUGAGUCUCAGUCUCAGGCAAAAUCAUUAUCCGAUUGGGAGAAGACAGAUGAGGAUAUUAAGGUGGAAGAUGAGUUCUUCGAGGAGGAAGAGAAGUUGGGUGUUGAAGAGCCAGUAACCCCUGCACUAAAAGCAACACCUGUACAGCAGCCCAUCCCCAAGCCACGUGGCCGUCCGUUUAAUAUUGUUGUCCCUAAGAUGAAGGGUAGCUCAGAAACCCCACUGUCUGUGGCCGAGGACCAAGAGAGAGGGAAGGAGAACAUUAACAAAUCUACUACAUCAAAUGAUAAGGCAUCUAAAGAAGAUGCAUAUGUUUUCAAAGAAGAAGAGGAGCAUGACUUUGAACCCAGUUUCCGAAGCCUGAAGAGCGAAAGAAGAAAAUCUUUAACAUUAAAAGAAAACCAGUUUGCUCUUGACAGCCAGCGAGAAAAGAAAAAGGGAUCCAUAGGUGUUGACCGGAAGCUAUUGAUGGAUGAACCAUCAUCACUGGACGAUAGGGGUGUGAAAGAUCAUUUAAUCACCCAGAAAGAUUCCUCGAUACAUCUUAAGAAUUCAAAGAAAAUUGCAACAACUUCCAAGAUGCUUCUUCAUUCAGAUGAGGAGGAUGAUCUCCAUGACAAUCUUCCUGAAAGUAGCAGCUUACCAAAGAACCUAAGGGAGACAUCUUCCUCUUCUUCCUCCUUCUCAUCUUUCAAGCACAAGAAAAGAGAGGAGGAGGGAACUCGCAAGGAGAGGCGGAAAAGAGAUGGAAGUGAAGAUAAUGAGGGAGAUGGUAGAAAGAGCCAUCAGGAUUCACCUAAGGACAGAAGGAGAGGGGAAGAAGACUUUAGUAGAGAACAUCACAGAGAUUCUUCAUCCUCCAAAAAUAGGAAGAGUGACUUAUUAGAGGUAAAUGAUGUUGAUAAAGAAAAUAGAAGAGAGACUGAAAAUCAUAUGGAGUCUGAUAGAAAAGAAAAAUUGGUAAGGGGGGACUUGGUGUCUGUUAGUGUGAAAGAGGUGGAUAAAAAGCGAGAUGUAAAUAGUAAAAGAGAACAUGAAACUAGAAAAGAAAGCUCUGUACUUAAGAGUAAAAGAAAACCUGAUAAAGAACUACCUGAUGAAAGGACAAGGGAGUCUUCAAUAGCUAAAGUGAAAAAGUCUGAUGAAGAUAGUCAAAAAGAAAUAUCUAAUAAGAGUAAAAGGUUAGAUUGUGAAAAUAUACCUAGAAUCCAAUCAAAGGAUGAAAGAUGUAGAAAGGGCGAAGAAAGAGGCUUGAUAAUCACGAGUGAAAAAAGUGAGUUGAAAUUUGAGGAGAGAAAUCAUGGAAAAAACCGUAGAAAAAUAGAGUGUGAGGAAGAUGGUGAAGACAUUCGUAGAGAAAUUUCUCCAAUCAAAGCCAAGAGAUCAGAUUCUUGUGACAAAGAAAGGAGAAGAGAGAGUCAUUCAAAAAGUCGAAAAUCAGAAAGUGAAGUGAGUGCAGAGGAAUACCAAAGAAGUAUCUUACCAACCAAAAGCAGACCAAAAUGUGAGAAUGUUGAUGAUGAUGAUUGUAGGAAAGACUCUUCAGUUAGAAGAAAAAGGUCUGAGUCUGAAAGAAGUCAUGAUGAUAACCAAAGAGAAAUACUUCCUCGAAGCAGAAGGAAAGUUGAACAUGAUGAAUGCAGGGAUGAUGUGCUUAAAGAGUCUUUGUCACCAAGAAAAUUGAGAGUUGAUUCUAGUGAAAGUGAGGGAAAAAGGGAUCACUCGGGAACAAGAAAGAAAAGGUUAGAAUCUGAAGAAUUGGAGGAUAGCAGAGAAAGUUCUAGAACACGCAAGAGAAAUGACCCAGAUGAGGUUAGUGAGGAUAGACGAAGGGAUAGUUCUCGAAUAAGAAAAAGGCAUGAAGAACAUGGGGGUGAUAGAUUACUGGAAUCUCCUGUGAAAAGCAGGCGAAAACAUGAAGAGGGUGGGGAUGGUCACAAGGAAUCAUCUUCUGGAAGAAGUAGGAGGAGACAUGAUGAAAAUGAAGAGAGCAGACCAAAGGAUUCAGUACCAUCUAGAGGUAAAAGAAAAGACCAUGAUGAAACCGUGGAAGAGGGGCGUAGGGACUCGUCAAAAAGCAGGAAGAAGGUGGACAUUGAUGAUGCUGAAGAGGAAAAUACAAGAGACAGCAGUUCUUUCUCGAGAAGUAGGAGAAGAAGUGAAGCUGAUGACAAAGACCAUCACCAUCACCACCACCAUCAUCAUCAUCAUAGAGAACAUUCAUCCAGAAGUAGGAGGAGUGGAACCUAUGAUCAGAAAGAUGACCAUCGCUGUGAAUCAUCGAACCGCAAGAAAAAGAUAGAAACAGACGAAAAGGAGGACCACAAUGUACGUGAAAACUCCUCAACCAAAAACAGGAGACGGCUGGAACCCGAGGAAAGUGAAGAAGAAUCUCCUCUUAGUAAGGAUUCUUCCAGAACAAGAAGGAGAGAAGAGCAAAAAGAAGAACCACUAGUAAUUAGUCACAGAGAAUCAUCUAGAAGAAAAAAUAAAGAGCAAGAAUUAAAGAAGGAUUCCACUGAAUCGAGGAAACUAAUAAUAGAGCAGACUCCUGAAUCAGAAAAACCACAUAGGUUACGAAGUAAAACACAGAGUCCCUCUGUUGUGUACAGUAGUCGUGAAGGACGUAGAAGGAAACAUUCUGAAAUGGAGGAAGAAGAGCAACGUGCAGAAGUCACCCCUGUCAAGAGUCAAGCAAAAGCACAGGCACGAAGAGCUGAAAUUGAAGACUAUCUACUGCCCAAAUAUAAACGAGCAAAAAGAUAUGAUGAUGGAGAUAGAAGUGAUAGUGCUUUGUCCAACAGGUCAUCAAGACGAGAGAGGGAAGCUGAAAAUAGGCAGAGGUUGAAGAAACUGGAGGAAGAGGCUAAAACUAGGAAAUCGAAACGAGUGGAAGAGCAGUCUGAGCUGCUGAAAGCUAAAAAGGCCAAGUUAUCCACUGGACUGCGGAGAAGCCUUCGGGGAGUUCAUGCUGAAGAGGAAGAGGAAGAAGAAGAAGGUGUGGAUGGUGGUGACUUGGAAAUGCCUCACCUUGAACCUAUGGUUGACCUUGGAAAACGACCAGAGUCGCCAGAACCAGACCAGAUGUCAUCAGAAAAAAGCAGUGAGGGCAUUGUGAAAUUAGACAAAGGGGAUUGCCUCCCUGAUGCUGAAGGAGAAGCUAGAAGUGCCAGUAAUAAUGAAAAAGCCCCUGAAGAACCGUCCGUUGUCAAGAAGCGAGGUUGGCCAAAAGGUGUACCUAGGGGACCGAAGAAUACUGGUCGGGGACGAGGACGAGGUUCUGGUAGAACAUCUGGUCGCCCACCUGGGAGGCCACCAAAGAAUGAUGCUGGAAGAGAAAAACCUCCUUCAACGGAUGCUGCAGAGCUUGAAGAGCCUGUUUGCCAGGAUCCUCAAGAGCAAAUAAUUGAAAACAAGACAAUGCAAGAAGCUAAUGUCAUUGGUUGUGAACCUGAAGAGAACCAUUUAAUUGAAGAAGAAGUAGAGGAGGAAGAUCAGAAAAUCGAAGCCUUAGAAAAGGCUUGUACCAUACAAAAUGUUGUGGAUAGAAAAACUCCUGAACCUGAAGAAGACAAACAUGAUGAACCAGUAAGGGGUGGGGUUACUAACUCUGGUGGUGAGGUUGAGUUGACUAAGGAUUGUAAUGGUGUUAAUGAUUCAGAAGGCAAAGAUAUUGAACUAAAUGAAAAAGGAGGGGAGGGAAAUGAAGAUGAGAUGGAAGUGGAAAAGGAAAACCAUGACCCUGCCAAAGAUGUUUGUGUUGAGAAAGAAAGCAGUGGGGAUGUUCAAGAGGAAUUAAGUGAGGCAGACAAAGCUGUGGCAAGUAUAAUGAAUGGGGGUUGUGAGCCUAUCACUAGUAAUGCAAAUUGUUUGGAAUCUGAAACUUUUAACACUAAUUCUCCUCAAGUGGAAGUACCUGAAGUGCCAGAAUGUAAAGCUGGUGAUGGCAGAGUUGAUGAGGCUUAUCAAGAAGAGGUCACAAAAGCAGUUGAAAGUAUCUGGGGAGGGACAGAGGAGCGGGAACCUAAUAUUGUUGACGAUUCACGACCAUCAGUUGUAUUAGAUGAACCAAAAGUUCCCAGUCCGCCAGUACCACCCAUUCCAUCUUCUUCCCUUCCAACAUCUCCACUUCCUUCUUCUCCUCUACCCACCUCCCCAAUUCCAUCAUCUCCUCUUCCAAUCACUCCACUUUCUACCACUUUGCCAACAACUCCUUUGCCAGCAUCACCUCUUUCAUCACCUGUUCAUCGUUCUGUUUCACCAACCAUCCUUCCAAGUUCUCCUUUAAGACCGGACAGUGAGAUUGCGCCCCAGAGCCCAGAUCAGGCAAGAUCUGUAGCUUCGUCAUCUCCUCCUCAUUCUCCCAUUCCCAGUUCACCACCACCUGCUCCAGCACCACCAUCACCUACUUCACCUUCACCAGUCCCUUCUCCUGUUCCUUCUCAUCUAGAACCUCCUUGUGCCCCAGCACCUUUAAGCCCUACAUCACCAACUUCUCCAACAACACCUGUCUCACCGUCAUCUAUAGGGUCUCCUGCAUCGAUUCGUUCUCCAGCAACUCCCAUUCCAGAGGUACCUGUAGGAGAGGUGCCUGCAUCAUCUCCUUCACGAGCAAUGGGUUUAGAAGCUGAUGAUGAGAGUAUGUGCCAUUUACCAUCUGUUGGAGCAUCUGCAUCUAUUUCAGACACUCCUGCACUCGCCUCCAUUUCUAGUCACCAAAGUCAAGAGGGACAGUCAAGUGAUAAACAUUGUGAUCCAAUAAUAGAAGACCUUCAAAAUCAUCAGCAACAACAGCAACAGGAAAAGAUUACACAUCAAUCAGAGGACUGUUUACCAGAUAAAGAAGGUGCAGUUCAGAAUUCUGACCAAGUUCAGGCAACUGUUCCUGCAGUACCUGAUACGUUAAGUGCAGCUGGCCAUCAAGAAGAGAACUUGGCAUCUCAGAUGGAACAAGCAUAUGAACCUGUUGAUGCACCAAAGGUAGAUAAUCAUCCAACAGGUCAAGAGGCUGCACAUACUCAUGAUCUCACUCUUGAUGUUGGAGAUGGUCCGAAAGUGGUGAAUUCUUCGGCGGGGAAUACACCACCUUCCUCCUGUGGUUCAACUAACACUACGUCUGUGAUAACUCGCCAGGCUCCCACGCCAACUCCACCUCAUCAGCAAGAGGUGGGAAGCAUGGGUGUAUUCACUCCUGAUUCCACAACAAAUUCUGUACAUUCAAUGCAUGGUUACUCUCAAGGAGAGUUUGAUGUGUCUCAGCUAGGCAUUGAAUCUCCAACUUCAAUUUCCAGUAAUGAAAUGGCACAUUCUGUAGAAGCACCUCAACAAGCUUCUACUCCCCAAAGUUAUAAUGAUUGUGCACAAAUAAAUCAGCAGGUUCAGCCACCAACCCCUACCCAUGUACAACCAACAACUCCAACGCAUGUUCAGCCAACUACUCCGACUCAUGUACAGCCUUCAACUCCUACGCACACACAACCUACUACUCCAACUCCACCACACAUAACCAGAACUACUCCAACACCAACCCCAAUUUUGCCACAACCUAUUUCCCAGCCGCAGCAUCAGACUGCAUCACAGACCAUUGUUACUCAGGCACCUAUUCAAACACUAGGAGUUGUAACUGCUCCACAGACUCAGACUCAUCAUCAGACCACAAAACAUCAGCCAUCAAAACAACGCCACAUUCAGCCUAAACCUCCAGCACAACCACAGACACAAAGUUCUGUCACUGGCUCAAGGCCUCCAUCCAAUCUUGGGACACAGUUAUCUCCACAGUCCGUUGCUGCUAUGCAUGCUUCAAGUCAAGCGCAUAUGAUGACACAACGGAUGAUGGCAUCUACUCCACAUCCACCAUCUGGCUUAGGACAGCAUCAUCCUAUGUCUCAUCAUCACGCUGCUCAUACUCCUCAUCCUCCUCGUACUCCUCAUGUUACUCACACCCAUCCACAAAUGCAAAAUUUUAGUCAUCCUAAUUACAUGAUGGGCCCUCAUCAACAGAUGCUUGGACAUCAUGGGACAAUGAUUAGUCAGGCAUAUUUGACUCAACCGUCUGUUAACACCUAUGCCCAGGCUCACACUCCUGCGCAUUCUUCUUCAUAUAUGACCUCUGUUAUCCAGUCAAGGAUGGGUGGUACUCAGCAAGGAUCCAGCCAGAACUCUUCAUCUGCCUCCUCUUCUUCUACCUCAUCAUCACAACGAGCUGGCCAUGCAAGUGGCUCUUCCAAUGCAUGUGGUCCCACAGCUGGCAACUACUUCUUGAACUCCAGUCCUCCAGGGCCAUCUCCUACACCUACUCCAAUCGGGGGUGGCCAACAUCAUGUAACUGGAGUGCAAGGAAGUGCAUCCUCAUGUAGUAUAGCACGUUUACAACAACUAACCAAUGGAAUUAUGGAUAUAGCCCCUCCCCCAUCUUGUGGUGGUGUCACACCACCCCCUUCGCAUACCGUCACUCCUCCUCCGUCUCACACCGUUACUCCGCCUCCCACAGCUGCUGCAGCUGUUGCUGCCCAGCGGAACAUGACGCCACCCAUUUCUAAUUUGCAGUCACAGGUACCAUUGUCGUAUAAAUACAAAUCUCAUCAAGCUGCAGCUGCAGCACAAAUGUCCUCUAACAUGAUGCCGCCAACCAUGUUGGGGUACCAAGUCAAUGGUUACCGUAUGCCGGGCCAGCCUGGAGCUAUGUCUGCUCUUAACACAUCGUACCUGACAAAUGCCCCAUUUAUGAAUCAGCAGCUGCCCAUGCAAAUGAUGAACAUGCAUCCGCAAGCUGCUGGCCAGUAUCAGGACCCUCGCUCCCAGCCUCAAAACACUAUGUACCCGCCAUACUCGUACAUGUCACCACUGCAGCUCAAUGGCACCAUGCGUCGGUAGUCCCUGUCAUUCGAGUUUCAGUAUUUAAAUUAUGGUGCUUAAUCCUGAAGGGAAAUGAAGAAAAAUAAUUUCAGGUGCAAAAGUAAAUCCCAAGAUAUGUUCGAGUGACUUUAUGCAAGGUUCGGCAAUAUUUUGAUAGUGUAAGGAUGUGUGAUCGAAUCAAGCGACACAUGUGGUGUUAUAAAUUUGUAACUUUCUUUUUUUUCUCUUGAUGAAACAUAUUUUUUUGGCCUGUUGUAGAGUUAUAUUUUAGAUAAUUAUUUAUGGUGUUUGUAAAGAAAUCUAAAGUGAUUAUCCAGUUGCAGUAAUUUGGACAUCAGUAGUCAGUUGCAAAAAGAAAUUAUGUACCAGUGGGGAAGAAAGAACAGCACUUGAACAAUAUGCUGUGACUUCUAUCUAUAGCUAUGCAUGUGAAUGUGUAUGUGUGUAUAACAAGAAAGGUGGAAGAUACAAGUUUAUCAGUUGUUGAGUUGGCUAGUCUACAGAAGAUUUUUUUUUAUUAUUAUGGAGGCUAGGAUAUACCUUAACAAGAAGUUAAAAUAAUCUCAAAAGAAAAUUUGUGUAUUUAAAAAAAUUUGAGGAAGCUUAGGGAAGGUUAUCUUAAAAGUUGGUUAAGUCAAAACCAGAUAUGGAUGGAGUUCCAUUAUAGCAUUGUAACUUUUAUAUUUAAAAGAUAUUUUGCUUUAAAGUAGUUUUCACUUGUCUUGCAGAACAAUUUACUGUACUCUGCUGCAAGGACAGAAUGUUUAUAUACUACAAAGAUGGGGUAUUAGAGAAAGUUCGGGUAAACAUUUUGAUGAUGAACUUAGAGGAAUCUGUAAAACGGGAAAAGCCAGUCAUCUAAAAUGAUGAAUUAACAAGGAAAGUUUGAUGCAGUUUCCCUUUUGCAGUCAUUGUCAUUUCAUCAGAGUACCUGGUUUUUCCAGGUUAUUCAUUUGUCCUUUUGGGUAAAACUAGAUGUGACCUAUUUCCUUUGUAGAAGAGGCAGGCUUCUGAUAAAUCUCAAUUUCAGUUGAAAGACAAAAGGCUCAUAAAUUUUGGAGCUAUUUCUAUCCUUAUUAAUGGAGUGGGUUUAUUGGCUAAAAUGUUGAGGAUUUUCAUAGUGUUUAUCUAUUUUGAGAUUAUAUAUAUUUGUGCAGUAUGUAGUGUUUGGUUUAGAAACUAGGUAACAUUUUAAAGAAUUUUUUAGCUUUAGCAUGCCAUCAUGAUUGCAUAUUUUUGUGACUUGACAGCCAAGGAACAUCUUUAAUGUCUCUCUGGUUAUUAACUAAUAUUAGUUUGUCACUAUUUAUCAAAGCAUGACCUUGCUUCCAUCUGUGGGAAGUGACUUUUGUUAACUCCAUGCAGACCUGACAGUUUUACGUUGAAACUUUUCAAGUAGCCGUCCACAAUGCAUACUGAUUACUAAAAACUGUUCUUUUCAAGGUAUAUCUUACCAGUAUUGACGUUGAGUUGGGAUAAUUUUAUUUCUUUCAUAUUAAAGAAAGCUCAACAACAUGGUAAAGUGUUUCUUGCCAACUUUCAUAAGUAUUUUAUUUCUGCACCCCCACUGUCUUCACUGAUUUUAGUAAAAAAAUUUUCUUCCUUCUCAUUUUUUAAGACCAGAUUGUUCUAAUACAUCUUGUGGCCUCUUUUUACACCAAAAUGUAUGUAUGCAUAUCAGGUAUGUAUGUAUGCUGUACACAUUGUACAUAUACACAUACAUAUGCAUUAGUUAUAUACUAUACAUACAUAUGCAUACAUACACAUACAUUUAUACAUUAUAUACUGUUCAUAAGUAUACAUAUACAUGUGUAUCUCAAAAAAAUUUGUUAAAUUAUAACUUUACAAUGGUGUGACCAAAACAUAGACCAGGACAGAAUAUAUCUUGUGCUGUAUAAUUUGGUUGCAAGUUGCAGGAAGGCUAUGUAGAACUGAAUUGUUGAUUAUUUUUAACAAUGUAGAUUGGAUUGUUUUGUUGCAAUAUGUUGGAAGUAAUUUAUGAAAUAGUGUUAUAUGGAAGGGAUAAUUAUUACAACUAUGAAGAUAGCAACAUUUUUAUGAGUAAAAGAAGGUGAGAUAUUUGUUAGAAAUAUUGAUUUGGAUGGGGGUUAGUUUUUAAGGGGAAUUAGUCUUGAUAUAUGCUUUUAUAAACAUAUGGUUUUUUAACUGCUGUUUGCUGUAGUUUCAGGGAAGGAUAUUUUGAUUUACUGAGAUAGCUAUUUUAUAUGGCACUUGAAAAUCUGUCUAUUAAACUCCCAAAAUAAUAUUGGAAUGUAAUAACAUGUCAUUUUAAACACGAGCAUAAGUUUGAAGGGAAAUGGCCAGUUUUUGUUGGUAGUUAUUUUUAUACAAUACAAAUUCUUGACCAUGUUUCAUAAGAGUUAGCCAGCAAUCAUCAAACUGGAGUGUGACAAACUGUUACAGAAUUUAGUGUUUUAUCUUUGUCAUGUGAGUGAUCAAGAAUGAGCAACUGGAAAGUAGUAGUUGUAAUAGUAAUUGAUAGUUUUAUUUUCCUUUUUCCUUUGUACUUUUGGAAAUACACAUUCUUGAGAAUGAUUCUCAAAAGUUCUCAGCUGUCCUCGUAAUUUUUUGAGUUUUUGUCCUGCCAUAUGUUUUGACACAACUUUGUUGCCUAUAUUUUACUAUGCAUGUAUUGCAAAGUAUAUACUGUUCAGUAUAUAUGGAUAUAAUGUUUAUGUAUAUUAAUGUAUAUGCAUGUAAAUUUAUACGUAUGUGAAUGUAUAAAGAUUUGUUUAAACUUUUAUGGACUCAGGUUUUAGCCUGAUUUUCUCUAAGUACAAAGUGAUAAAAUAAAAAGUGUGCUUAAAUUGUUAUAUGAAACAAUUCGUGUUAUCGAAGUUUUAUUUUUAGUGAAGAAAAGAAAUUAUAGUCUUUAUGUUGUGAUAAAUGCGCUUGGUGAGAAGCCGAUGUUGCUGUAACGUAUUCAAGAUGCGACGAACUAGCUCUUUGUGAGCUCUUUAUUUGUGAAAUGUCAUUAAUAUAUCUUGAACAAGGUGUUGUAUAAAUUACGUUGGCUUGGAUCUGGCUUAAGCGCAAAGUGGAGUCAUUUUUGGUAAGUUUGUAUCCUGCUGUAGAGGCUUUUUUUUUCAUUUUUGUUUAUAUUUAUUGUAGUAUCCAGAAUGAACCGUCAUUUCAACUACUAUAAAUCUAGUUCUUGUAUUUUUUAUAAUGUUUCAUCCAUGUCUGUCUUGUAUAUUAUUCAUCUUUUUCCUAUAUAUAUGUAUAGGAAAUAAUUUUAUAUAUAUUUUUUUUCACUUCUUUAAUGGUAUAAUGCUUUAGUUAAUUUUUUUUCUACAAUGUUCUGUAGGUUUAAAGAUAGCUAAUUUUUAUCAUCUUUGAUGUUAAUCUGGCCAUUGCUGUUGAAGAAAAUAGUCAUCGUGUAUCAUUUACGAAUUGUAAGUUUCAGCCCUGAGUUUUCACAAAUAAGAUAUUUUUGGUAUGGGUGAUAUUUUGAUUUCAUUUGUUUUUAUUGGCCAACACAUUUAGGAGAUUCCUAUUAUUGAAAGAAGUUUUUUUUUUAAAGCAGCAAUAUUUUCCUUUAAAUGUUUUAUGAAAUUAAAAAAAAAAAGAUAUAUAUAUUCUAUGACAGAUUUUUUGUCAGGUUACCAAUCGAGCUUUGUGGAAAUUGAAGCGGGGCUUUUUGAAGGGGCAUUGUCUAGAUGCUGAGAGAGUGAAUGUGGCUCUCUUAAGUGUUAGGCUGGGGUCUGUGACAACUAAGGGCAGCAUUUUAUGUAUGGACACCCAAUAGGAAUCUUGUAACUAAGCUGUACAUUUUGCUUUUAAAAAUGUUAAAUAAAUACUUUAUUUAAAUGUAA